Salvelinus fontinalis (brook trout) is the source of this 2780-nucleotide messenger RNA. Its product is annotated as fin bud initiation factor-like. Lineage: Eukaryota; Metazoa; Chordata; Actinopteri; Salmoniformes; Salmonidae. Bases 128 to 757 code for a protein of 209 amino acids. The record is from RefSeq and is a predicted model, not a curated record. The transcript has a single exon.
GCCACGGUGCGGUGGGCUGGUGCGCUCAGUGCGCAGUCAGUCAAUAGGCUACACAUGUUUUGCGCCUCUCAGAGGACAGCGUCAAACUAAACCGUGACCGUGCUGAAACUAAAUAAAAAAGGAUAUAAUGGCUUCUAUUCCACUGGUGCUGCUACUUUUAAUGUCUUCUUCGGCGCUUUACUGGGCAGUUUAUACCGGACCGUUAAAACCGGAAAUGUCCAACGGCACUUUUCAUCACUUCUUCGUACCGGACGGUGAUUAUGAGGAUAAUGAUGACCCCGAGCAAUGUCAAAUGCUUUUUAAAUUCGCAGACCGGCGUGCGUGUGGUGUCCAUCACGACGACGACAGCGAUUCGGUGGUACGUGACGACUUUAUCAUCGUGAAGCACCAAAUUGAAGACGCCGCAAGGUUGUUGGAAAGCAUCGGCAUGAGUAUUUCACACGACCUGGACGGAGAGGAUAGCUAUGAGAAGUUUCUCACUGGGGAGAUCACUCAGAUCUCUGAGGCUUUUACAAGCGUGGAGAAAUCUCUCCUGGAGUUGGAGGUGAAGUUCAAACAGAGUCAAGACAACGAUCUGAGAGGGGAGAGCCAGCUCAAUGACUACGUUCUGAAGCCUAUCUAUGAAGUUAAGGACUCACUGAGGGAGACAACGGACAUUUCAUUGGGACUCAGAGAUAAACAUGAACUGUUGUCUCUCAUUGUUCGCAGUCAAGGGUCAAGGUUGAGUCGCCUCAAGACAGAUUAUCUCAAUGUAUAGUAUAAAUGUUAAAAACAAUUGUAAUUUGUUAUUAUCUAUGGAUAAGAGCGUCUGCUAAAUGACUUAAAUGUAAAUGUAAAUGUAAAGGAAUGUAUGUGACUCAGAUUGUGUGUGUGUGUGUGUGUGUGUGUGUGUGUGUGUGUGUGUGUGUGUGUGUGUGUGUGUGUGUGUGUGUGUGUGUGUGUGUGUGUGUGUGUGUGUGUGUGUGUGUGUCAUAAGACUAUGACUCUUUAGCCCAAUAAACACCUGGAAAGUUCAUUGAGGUUGAAAUGAUUAUAUGAUUAAAUUACUCCUAGUCUCUUAUCUCUCUCUCUCUCUCUCUCUCUCUCUCUCUCUCUCUCUCUCUCUCUCUCUCUCUCUCUCUCUCUCUCUCUCUACUCCAACUCUCUCUCUCUCUCUCGCUCUCUCUCUCUCUCUCUCUCUCUCUCUCUCUCUCUCUCACACUCUCUCUCUCUCUCUCUCUCUCAAUUCAAUUCAAUUCAAGGGGCUUUAUUGGCAUGGGAAACAUGUGUUAACAUUGCCAAAGCAAGUGAGGUAGACAAUACACAAAAGUGAAACAAACAAAACAAAUUAACAGUAGACAUUACACAUACAGAAGUUUCAAAACAAUAAAGACAUUACAAGUGUCAUAUUAAAUAUAUACAGUGUUGUAACAAUGUACAAAUGGUUAAAGCACACAAGUUAAAAUAAGUGAGCAUAAAUAUGGGUUGUAUUUACAAUGGUGUUUGUUUUUCACUGGUUGCCCUUUUCUUGUGGCAACAGGUCACAAAUCUUGCUGCUGUGAUGGCACACUGUGGAAUUUCACCCAGUAGAUAUGGGAGUUUAUCAAAAUUGGAUUUGUUUUCAAAUUCUUUGUGGAUCUGUGUGAUCUGAGGGAAAUAUGUGUCUCUAAUAUGGUCAUACAUUGGGCAGGAGGUUAGGAAGUGCAGCUCGGUUUCCACCUCAUUUUGUGGGCAGUGUGCACAUAGCCUGUCUUCUCUUGAGAGCCAUGUCUGCCUACGGCGGACUUUCUCAAUAGCAAGGCUAUGCUCACUGAGUCUGUACAUAGUCAAAGCUUUCCUUAAGUUUGGGUCAGUCACAGUGGUCAGGUAUUCUGCCACUGUGUACUCUCUGUUUAGGGCCAAAUAGCAUUCUAGUUUGCUCUGUUUUUUUGUUAAUUCUUUCCAAUGUGUCAAGUAAUUAUCUUUUUGUUUUCUCUCUCUCUCUCUCUCUCUCUCUCUCUCUCUCUCUCUCUCUCUCUCUCUCUCUCUCUCUCUCUCUCUCUCUCUCUCUCUCUCUCUCUCUCUCUCUCUCUCUCUCUCUAUCCCUCUAUUUCUCUCUCUACUCCAACUUUCUCUCUAUCUCUCUCUCUCUCUCUAUCACUAUUUCUCUCUCUCUCCUCUCUCUCUUUCUCUCUCUCUCUCUCUCUGUCUCUCUCUCUCUCUAUCACUCUAUUUCUCUCUCUCUCUACUCCAACUCUCUCUCUCUUUCCCUCCCACUCUAUUUACUUUCCUAAUUGUCUGUGACCCGUGUCUUUCUUCCUGACUUGUAAUGGUGUUAUUUGGAAAUACUUCUAAGGAAAACAUCACUACAUUCCUCAGUAAGAGCGGACAGAUGGGGAAAAGAGAGGAGAGCACAGGGGAGAGAUGAAAAGUGAUCCUUAGCUAAAUUAUGCCUGGGCUAUGCUGUGCUAAGUGAUCCUAAAUUAUGCCUGGGCUAUGCUGUGCUAAGUGAUCCUAAAUUAUGUCUGGGCUAUGCUGUGCUUAGUGAUCCUAAAUUAUGCCUGGGCUAUGCUGUGCUUAGUGUUCCUAAAUGAUGAAUUGCUUGGCUGUCUGUGCCCCCCUGUCCGCCUCUGUCUAAUUGAGCUAUUCAGCCGUACUGUAUAAUGAGGUCUAUGUUUAUACCCUUCCUUAUGUUAUCCUGGAGUCUCACCAUUGAUUAUACUUCAAUCAUGAAACAGACAAUAUCAGUUUGAAUCCCAGGCUUUUAAAAAAAAGUAUAUGUUACUGCUCAUUUAUUAAUAAAAACCUAACCAUUAAUCUCA